AUGAGAGUCACAAAUUAUACCAAUUUCACCUUAAUGGUGCUAACAUUGCUUGCUACAUGUAAUGCUUUCCAACAAUAUUGUCGUUGCAGCUGCAAUGACAAGUCAAUAGUGACCAAAGUCGAUCGAUGUGGACUUUGCACGAAAGAUUUCUGUCUUGGUUUGGAUAAAGCACUUUGUGAGAAGAAAGAGGAUGAGAAGGGCAUUCCUGACCCAACUGAGGGCCAGGUGAUAAUGUAUUGUUUCCAGAUUGAAUCGUACAAGGACUCGUUGGUUAUAUAUCUGUUUACAACACUAGUUCUUGGUUUGCUUGGCUAUGCUUUAUUCAGGAUGUAUAGUCAAUGA
Molecule: messenger RNA, 342 nt
Organism: Scheffersomyces stipitis CBS 6054
Lineage: Eukaryota; Fungi; Ascomycota; Pichiomycetes; Serinales; Debaryomycetaceae
Exons: 1
Coding region: 1-342 (113 amino acids)
Source: RefSeq, a predicted model, not a curated record